This is a messenger RNA of Paramuricea clavata, 622 nucleotides long. NCBI's taxonomy places the organism in Eukaryota, Metazoa, Cnidaria, Anthozoa, Malacalcyonacea, Plexauridae. The record is from the annotation of a GenBank genome assembly.
AUGAGUGACUGUCUGCUGCACCUGUCAUACCCAUGUUUUGUUGUUGCUGUGGUGGCUGUUGUUGCUGUUGUUGUGGCGGCUGUUGCAACUGUUGCUGCGGCAACUGUUGCUGUUGUAACUGUUGCGGCUGUAGCGUCUGCUGUUGCAAGUAUUGUGGCUGCUGCGGUGGCUGUUGUAACUGUAACUGCUGUUGUGGCAACUGUUGUGACUGCUGUGGUGGCUGUUGCAACUGUUGCUGGUGUGGUAAGUAUUGUGGCUGCUGCUGUUGGUUGCUGUUGCAACUGUUGCUGCUGUGGUAAGUAUUGUGGCUGCUGCUGUGGUAACUGUUGCUGCUGUAGCAAGUGUUGCGGCUGCUGUUGCAACUGUUGCUGCUGUAGUGGCUGCUGUUGCUGUGGCAAGUGUUGCGGCUGCUGUUGCAACUGUUGCUGCUGUAACUGUUGCUGCUGUAGUGGCUGCUGUUGCUGUGGCAAGUGUUGCGGCUGCUGUUGCAACUGUUGCUGCUGUGGUGGCUGUUGUUGUUUUUGUUGCUGCUGUUGUAUUUGUUGCUGGUCUAGCUGCUGUUGUUGUUGUUGCUGCUGACCCAAACCUAGUUGCUGCGUUGAUAGCUGAAUGUUGUGGGUAG